AUGUACCUAGUAGUAGAAGUAGAGUAUAGUACUGUGCUUAUCAGCUCAGCUGCUCGUAAGCUGUGCAGUGCACUGCUCAUCUCUCCCCUCUUCAUCACAGUGCACCUCGCCGCCGCCUUGCAUCCUCGCUGCAGUUUCGAAACAAUCUCCCACCGACGACGCUGA
Messenger RNA from Plenodomus lingam JN3, 165 nucleotides. The record is from RefSeq and is a predicted model, not a curated record. NCBI's taxonomy places the organism in Eukaryota, Fungi, Ascomycota, Dothideomycetes, Pleosporales, Leptosphaeriaceae.